Molecule: messenger RNA, 2474 nt
Organism: Papilio machaon (common yellow swallowtail)
Lineage: Eukaryota; Metazoa; Arthropoda; Insecta; Lepidoptera; Papilionidae
Gene: eEF5
Product: eukaryotic translation initiation factor 5A
Exons: 4
Coding region: 143-625 (160 amino acids)
Biological process (GO): positive regulation of translational termination; positive regulation of translational elongation
Molecular function (GO): ribosome binding; RNA binding; translation elongation factor activity
Source: RefSeq, a predicted model, not a curated record
AAAUUGACCUUUCGGUUGAAGAACCCGUCGGUCACAUGUGAGUGUCGAUAAAUAUCUUUGUUUUAACGCGAAUACGUUUUAAAUAUCAUUAAAGAUAGUUUUUAUCAUUUCAACAGUAGUUAAAGCUCCAUAACACAGCACAAUGGGUGAUAUUGAAGAUACACACUUUGAGACCGGUGACUCCGGAGCCUCCGCCACCUUUCCUAUGCAGUGCUCCGCCCUGCGCAAGAACGGUUUCGUCAUGCUGAAGGGGCGCCCCUGCAAAAUUGUUGAGAUGUCCACAUCCAAAACUGGAAAGCAUGGCCACGCUAAGGUUCACUUGGUUGGAAUUGAUAUUUUCAACGGGAAGAAAUAUGAAGAUAUCUGCCCCUCCACCCACAACAUGGACGUGCCGCACGUUAAGCGUGAGGACUACCAGCUGACGGAUAUCUCUGACGACGGCUACCUCACCCUGAUGGCGGAUAACGGAGACCUGCGCGAGGACCUCAAGAUCCCCGACGGCGACCUCGGCACCCAGCUGCGUUCAGACUUUGACAGCGGCAAAGAACUGCUGUGCACCGUGCUCAAGUCUUGCGGCGAGGAGUGCGUCAUCGCAGUCAAGGCAAACACAGCUCUCGACAAAUAAACAAACUCAGCAUUUAUAGGGUUUUUAACAAUCGUACUACAAAUAUAAUUUUUUUACAAUCAAACAGCUCUUACAUAAAUGUAAAACAUAAUAUUAUAUGUAAUUUAACGGUAAAGAAAAAAAAAACGCGGUCGGGCGCGGCUCGAGGCUAAGCUUUCUUGAACUCAAGUACGAAUGCACCGGAUAGAAAACUGUUUAUGGAGCCUUCCAGAAACGUCUAUUAUAUUAUACGCCGAGGUCGUCGCAUUUAUCAGCCUAAUAUCGCCCUGUUGCCUUAAUAAACCCAUUGAGUAUAUUAAUACUGCACUGAUUUUAGAUUCCGUAGUUUGCAGUCGUUUCCUAAGGUUUACAUGUAUCGGGUAAGACUGUUAGCUGAGGCCGCGCCAUAUCCGCUCUAAUCUUCAUUGUUUGUCUUGUUUUGUUUGUUCUCUUUUCGCUUACGUCUACAUAACGUUAAAGUUAAGUUGCGCUGAAAUACCGACUGUUGGUAGAUCGAGAGAUCGGUGUGCGAGAGAUAGAGAGCGAUAGAGGUAAAUUCUGUGUGGUCGGAUAUUAUUGUUUUAUAGUGGUGUUAUUAACAUAACGAAAAGUUGGACGCAAACUUGAAGUUCUUACUGAUAUUAUAAAUGCUAAAUUGAUUAUACAGCCCACGUCAAAAAAGAAAAAUUGAAAAAAAAAAACAGAAAUAAAGGAAAUUAUUGAAUGUGUUGUGUGAUUGUUUAGUCCUUUACUUGGCAUCGUGAUUUCGAUCACGCGGUUUUUUUUACUUAAUAUAUUAACCCUAAAUGUGUAACACUUGCCAUCUGUUCAAAUGAUCGGUCCAAUAGUCCAAUUUGCCAAUAAAAAAAUCACCACCAACUCUGAUAAAGACUGACAAACUGACCAUUCGGAAUCAAUUGCUUCAGCCAAGACUGAAAUUGCAUUUGUAGAUGAAAUAGUACUUUGGAAUUAGUAACUGUGCAGUGCUUUGGUCUUUCCUUGCUCUCUUUUUUUUGUUUAGUUUGAACAAAUGUGAUAUGUUACACAAGGGCUCUGGGCUGCCGUAGUGCUGGUGACGUUAGGGUACUUUGACUGGUUCCUCUUGGACAUGUGGACUCAUCAAUUUUAUCAUCAUCAGAUUGUCAAAGACGAUAUGAUACGAAAUUAAUGUAAGAAUGUAAGGUAAGGCCCUAUAGGAGAGAUAUUUUUUUAUACAGUUGAAAUUCUUUCAUCGCGAAUAGACUAUUCCUAGGCUGUUUUUUGUAGAAAAACAGGUAACCCUUUUUUUUAGUUUUUUUAAAUCCCAUUUAAUUCAUAUAAAUGGUAUACAACGUGACUUUAUUUGCUCGUCUUUUAAUAAGGAUUGUGUCUUUACUCGAUAUUUUCACCAAAAAAUCGUGACUCAAGAAUUCAACUACCCUUACAUAAUUCUUACUAAUAUUGCCAGUACUUUGUACUUGGAGAAAAAAAGAUAACGUUUCUUAUUUUUUAAGUUACAUGAAAUAAGCGCGUUGUUGUAUCAUUUUUAAUCUACAUCUAUGAUUGCAUAAUCUUUAUUGUUUUUAUACAUGCAGCUUGUAAUCAGAAUUAUUUUAUAAUUACAGCAACACUAAGGUAUCUCUGUAAAGACAUCGGGAGGUGUAAAAUAAAAUAAUUUAGUCAGUAAUAACUAUUUUUUACUAACGCUGUCGUGUUCCUUCCCGAUGACGUCAUGACGGUACAUUGAAACAGUCUAAUGUAGAACUUAUGCAUUAAAUGUGAAAUAUUCGUAACCGUUUAGAUGUAAUGGCCGUCGGUGCACCUAUAAUUUAUUACGUAUUAAUGUUUCUGUCGCACACAUGGUCCAUAAUCAUUAAUAGAAAUUUAAUGU